AUGUCGUCAAAAAGCAUUUUUGAAUCACCGCAGGAACAGAAAGUUCCAGAAGUAAGGUUUUUUUAUAAGGCUUUGAUGACGUUAUCAUCGUCUGAGGAUCCUACAGAAGACUGGAUGUCCUUGCCUUCAAGUGAAAACACUAAAAUGACUCUGUACAAACAAGGCCUAUAUGACCCGGGUAGUGGGGAGAUUUGUACUAAAUAUAUUCCAAUGUCAGAUAGCACAGUAAUUCGACACCCGUAUUAUGCAUACCCUGGUAUUAAGGACCCGGGUAUUACGGAGGCGUUAUUGGAGCCAGAGCCUAUAAAAACUUACUCACUCGAUGGGCGAGAAUUGUAUUUGGAUUUAUGUGAAGAAAUGAAAGUGAUUCCAGUGAGGAGUUUCCUUCGAGGGUUGCUUGGGGAAGUCAUUGAUUUGAAAUACUAUGGCGUAAACCCAAAUAGCGUACGAGCAAUGACAAUGGCUCUAACAAAUAAUCGCUACGUUAGACGUUUGGAUCUUUCGUCCAACUUUCUGAACGACGACGCUUGUUAUCAUCUCGGUCAAAUGAUGGGAGAAAAUAUUAUUCUUCAAGAACUGAUAUUAUCAGGAUGCAGGAUUCAAGCGGAGGGCGUCAAAAGACUGGUGAUAUUUUUCGCUUCCCGAUUCAUAGAAGAGCUAGAUUUAUCUCGAAACGACAUCGGAGAUAGAGGUUUUGAAUACCUCGCUCAUCAGUUGGUUAAAGGAGCCGUUAUUAAGAAGUUGAAUCUAAGUAGCAACGACUUAAGUUCCGCGGUUGCAUCCUCAUUCGCAGCGGCUAUCGAGGGCAACAACAAGACAACUCACCUGGACCUUUCCUGGAACAAAAUGUUCUCGCUUAAAGGCAAGUGGAACUCAUUAGCGAAUAAAAUGCAUUUAUCCACCUUCCCGAACGAUUCAGAUAGGGCACGAAACGUAAACGAGUUGCUCGGACGCCUUGGUGAGAGUAAAGUCCUAGUAGAGCUCAAUAUGUCCUGGAAUAGUCUUAAAAUAAGCAGAAUCCUCAGGAGACUGCUUGCCGUGCAAACGCUUCGUAUAUUGGAUCUGAGCAACAACAGGUUAGGAAAGUUAGCAGCAACUACUAUAGCCAGUAACCUUGAAUCAGCAAAGAGUCUUCAUACGCUGGAUUUGUCGUUUAACCCUAUUACUGCAGAAGGAGCCUUUGCUAUAGUAAAUAAAUUAAGAAAUAUGGAGAUAAAGCUAAGAAAUUUGCUCAUGGAUAAUGUUGAAGUUAAUAAGGAAUUUGUUAAGGAAUAUAGAGAGGUAUUAGAACUAAGUUAUCGUAAGAAGUGUAAUAUAACGCACGGAAACGUCAAGCACGAUUAUACCCUCUCAGUACCAGAUAUCAGAGAGAUAAUACUGAAGAGAAUGGAUUUCCUCACCGCCCGUAGUUCUAAGAAGAUCCAACUUGACAUCGCGCUUUAUUUUCUUCAAAAGAAAAAGGUUUGCGAUAAUAUACAGCCGAGAGAGAUCUUGCGCGAUAUGAAAAUGGCUGGCACACCGUUGGAUGAGGACUUAGUUGUAGGUCUUACUGAUAUAUUUCCUGGCCCUAAAUUGGAUAAAGGAGGGAAAACCUUAGACUUAACUGGUGUAGUUGAAAUGAUACAACGGUUGUGGCCAGAUAGAAAACUGCCACCAACACCAGAACCAGAAAAAGUGCCUGAAAAACCAAAGAAGAAAGGCAAAAAGAAGAAAUAA
Molecule: messenger RNA, 1716 nt
Organism: Melitaea cinxia (Glanville fritillary)
Lineage: Eukaryota; Metazoa; Arthropoda; Insecta; Lepidoptera; Nymphalidae
Product: leucine-rich repeat-containing protein 74A-like
Exons: 10
Coding region: 1-1716 (571 amino acids)
Molecular function (GO): protein binding
Source: RefSeq, a predicted model, not a curated record